AAGUCACAAGUCACAACACAAAACCGUUGCCCCUUAUUCUAGGGUUUAAGCAACAGAGUAAAACCCUAAUUCCAAAUUCCCUAUCCUCCAACUUCAAUUUCUACCUCAAAUCAAACUCCAUUGCACAAAUUCAUCUUCUAGAAUGGGAUCGAAGAAGAAGAAAUCGAAUAACUCCGGUGCCGGAGAUUCCGCCGGCGGUAGCGAAAAUGGCAAGAAGAAGGAGAUUCAGAUGAUUGAAGAUCCUCGAUUUUCAAUGAUUCAUACUGAUCCCAGAUUCCAGAGGGUUCCGAAGAAAACGGAUAAGAUUGCAAUUGAUUCUCGGUUCAGUCAAAUCUUCACUGACAAGCUUUUUGCGGGAUCUUCUGCCAAGGUUGAUAAGCGAGGGAAACCUAAAAAGCAGUCGGAAAAUGGUUUAAGUCGAUUUUAUCACUUGGAGGAAGAUGAAGAAGAAAAGGAUGAAGUUAAGAAGAAGAAGAAGAGUGUUGUGAAGAAGGUGGAGGAUGAAAGUGAAGAAAAUAGCAGUGAUUCGUUGGCUUCGGAGUCGAGUGGCGAAUCGUCUGAGUCGGAAUUGGAGGGUGAUUCUGAGAGUGAUGAUGAUAGUUUGACGAGUGAUAGUGAUGAUGAUGAGGCGGGUGGUGUGGAUGUGUCGGAAGAUGAUGAGUCUGUUGAGGUGGAGAAUGUGCCUGUAAUUGACAGUGAAACGCAUAGGCUGGCAGUUGUUAAUAUGGAUUGGAAUCAAGUGAAGGCUGUUGACAUAUUUAUGAUGUUGAGAUCAUUCCUGCCUAAAGAAGGACAAAUUAAGUCCGUAACAGUCUAUCCUUCAGAAUUUGGACUCAAGCGUAUGGAAGAGGAAGCAGUUCGUGGUCCAGUUGCCUUGUUAGGGGAUGAGAAGAAGAAGUAUGAUGAGGGUACGGAAGAUGAAGACGAAGAUGAAGAUGAAGAUGAAAACAAAGAUGACGAUGACGAUGACGAUGAUGAUGAGAUAGAUACUGAAAAGCUGCGUGCUUAUGAAAAAAGUAGGCUAAGGUACUACUUUGCCGUAGUGGAAUGUGACUCUAUUGCUACUGCAGAUUACAUCUACAAAGCUUGUGAUGGGGUUGAGUUCGAAAGAUCAUCUAAUGUGCUGGACCUGAGAUUCAUACCCGAUUCUAUGGAAUUUCCUCAUCCACCGCGGGAUGUUGCAAAGGAGGCACCAGCUAAUUAUGAGGGUUUAGACUUUCAAACUCGGGCUUUGCAGCAAAGCAAUGUAACCCUUUCUUGGGAUGAUGAUGAACCGCAUCGUGUGAAGACACUGAGGCGAAAGUUCAAUGAUAACCAGCUUGCUGAAUUGGAAUUGAAAGAAUUUUUGGCUUCUGAUGAGAGUGAGAGUGAUAGUGAUGAGGAUGUGGAUGAGGACGUGAGUGAGGAUGAUGCAGAUUUAUCUGAUAAAGUAAUUAAAAAAGCCAGGAAAACGAAGAUGAAGGCAAAGAUGGCCAAAAAGGAUAUGUACCGUGCCUUGGUCCAGUCUGGAAAUGGUUCAGAGGAUGAUGAAGAUGAAGGCCAAGAUAUGGAGGUUACUUUCAACACUGGUCUAGAAGAUCUUAGUAAGAAAAUUCUUGAAAAGAAGGAUAAAGGUUCAGAAAGUGUUUGGGAAGCAUAUCUGAGAAAAAAGAAAGAGAAAAAGAAAGCUAGGAAAUACAGCUCGAAGAAUUCCUCUGAUGAUGACAGUGAUGAGAGUGAUCAAGAGCCUCUCGAACAGACAGAGGAUUUUUUUGUGGAAGAUCCUUCAACUGUUAAAAGCAAGAAGGUUAAGCAUGGUAAGAAAAAUAGGGAAGAGAAGAGACCUUUGGAAGAUGAAGAGACUGCAGCGACUACAGCAGAGCUGGAGCUAUUGCUUGCAGAUGAGAAGGGAACAGAUAAUAAUCUGAAGGGUUACAAAAUUAAACCUAAAAAGGGUAAGGGAAAGAAGGGUAAUGAGACUCCUGAUGAAGACAACUUACCAGCAGUUGACUAUGAUGACCCACGCUUUUCAGCACUCUUCACUAAUCCUGCAUUUUCUUUGGAUCCCACGGACCCUCAAUUCAAGAGGAGUGCAACUUAUUUUCGGCAAUUAGCUCAACGGCAGCACAAUGACCGAGAAGAGGAUACAGCAAUAGCGCCAGUGGAACUGUCAAGACCAAGUUCAAAUGGCUCCAGUAGGAAAGAAGAUGAUAAUUCUGAAGGUGCUUCCCGUAAAGAGAAGUUUGAGUUAUCCUCGAUGGUUAAAUCUAUCAAGAUGAAAUCUCAGCAGCUUCCUAAGCCAUCUAGUGAUAAAUUGAAAAAGGGUAAGACGGAACAUGGAUCAACCAUUAAGGAAAAGAAGCAUAAGCUAGAAGGAUUGGAUCACAAAAUGAAGAAAAAGGCCAGAUUGUAGAAUAGAAUGAACUCACUUCACCAAUACAAAAUUUUGAAAAUUUAUUUAUUUAUUUGAAUUACAGACUUAUUCUACUUUAUUUA
Messenger RNA from Chenopodium quinoa (quinoa), 2475 nucleotides. RefSeq names its product pre-rRNA-processing protein esf1-like. The coding region runs from base 143 to 2392 and encodes 749 amino acids. The transcript has 7 exons. Gene Ontology annotation, cellular component: nucleus. The record is from RefSeq and is a predicted model, not a curated record. Gene Ontology annotation, molecular function: RNA binding. Gene Ontology annotation, biological process: rRNA processing. NCBI's taxonomy places the organism in Eukaryota, Viridiplantae, Streptophyta, Magnoliopsida, Caryophyllales, Amaranthaceae.